AUGAAUUUUCAGCACAAAGGAGAUGGUGACAGCUUGCAGUGUGGCUUUCAAGGAGUGAACUCCUCAUCUCCUCCAAUCCCAAAAGUUCCCAUUCCUAUGGAUUUUCCCUGGGAAGGAGAGAGUGAUUUGAACAUCAGAAGGGGAAUGAUUCAGUACUUGAUUGCUGGUCCAUCAGAACAGCAAGUGAAAAUGCCUUGGUGUUUUCAUCUAGUGGGAGAUCAUGGUAGGGAAGCACGGAGGGAAGAUGAUAGCAGAGUUGAUCAAGAAACUCAAGAAAGUAAGAAAAAGAAUGGUGGAGGACAUACAAAACUUUGUUCCAGAGGUCAUUGGAGACCUUAUGAAGAUGCUAAGCUGAAAGAACUAGUUUGUCAAUACGGACCUCAGAACUGGAAUCUGAUUGCUGAGAAACUUGAAGGAAGAUCAGGAAAGAGCUGCAGAUUGAGAUGGUUCAACCAACUGGAUCCAAGAAUUAACAAGAUGGCUUUCAGUGAAGAAGAAGAGGAACGGCUCUUGGCAGCUCACAGGAUGUACGGUAACAAAUGGGCUAUGAUUGCAAGGCUUUUUCCCGGAAGAACUGAUAAUGCAGUCAAGAAUCACUGGCAUGUCAUCAUCGCCAGAAAACAGAGGGAGGAAAAUAGUGUAUACAGGAGGAGAAAGCCCUCUAGUUUUCAAGCAUACCAUAAGGGAUUUACAGUAAAUACUCUGCAGAAUAGUGCAUGCAAUGGUUCAGAUGUUUCCACCAAUAAUAGGGAGGAAUCUGCCUCUACUUGCACUGAUCUCUCUCUAACUCCAUCUUCAAACAGAGUCUCCCCUGGCUAUUUCACUAGCUCUGUUUCUGCAGAAAAAUACCAUUUUUUGGGUCCUGAUUUGAAUCAAGCGGCAUCAUCAGGAGAUGAAAGAAAAGUGAUGAAAACAAGAAGUGCUGUUCAAUAUUGUCAGUUAAACAACAAUGGGCCAAUUGCAAAGGCAACAGUUACCAUAAAUCCAUCUGCUCAGUCAGAUUCAAGCUCGGAACUUUCUGCAUCAGAGUCAGUAGCGAAUAACGCCAGCACCAGACUCCUCCUCUUGAAUGACAAAAUUGAGAAUGGAAUUGAGAGCUACAAAUUGCCAUUUAUUGAUUUUCUUGGAGUUGGAGCCAGAAAAUGA
Molecule: messenger RNA, 1146 nt
Organism: Coffea eugenioides
Lineage: Eukaryota; Viridiplantae; Streptophyta; Magnoliopsida; Gentianales; Rubiaceae
Product: transcription factor CSA-like
Exons: 3
Coding region: 1-1146 (381 amino acids)
Biological process (GO): regulation of DNA-templated transcription
Cellular component (GO): nucleus
Molecular function (GO): RNA polymerase II cis-regulatory region sequence-specific DNA binding; DNA-binding transcription factor activity, RNA polymerase II-specific
Source: RefSeq, a predicted model, not a curated record